Messenger RNA from Nomia melanderi (Alkali bee), 1672 nucleotides. RefSeq names its product 2-aminoethanethiol dioxygenase. NCBI's taxonomy places the organism in Eukaryota, Metazoa, Arthropoda, Insecta, Hymenoptera, Halictidae. The record is from RefSeq and is a predicted model, not a curated record. Gene Ontology annotation, molecular function: oxidoreductase activity, acting on single donors with incorporation of molecular oxygen, incorporation of two atoms of oxygen. Gene Ontology annotation, cellular component: mitochondrion.
UAUCUUCAUGUAAAAUGUAUAAAAUUUGUUUAUAAAAAUGUCAAACAGAAGUGAUUUUAGACAGAUAAGCUUCUGUUUAUGUUUACAUUAUCAGUUGUGUUGAUAUCAAAUCACACAGCCAUGUUUAGCAUAGUGUAGUCAAGUAUCAAAUGUAUGGUAUCAGUACGGACCAAAUAUUAAGUAUUCAAAAAGACUGGUGUAUAUAUCAGUAAUGUUUAUUAUUGUUGAAAAAUUGCAAUAUCAAUGAACGUAUUGUUACACAUAGUGACUGUGAAAUCUAUCAUCUUCUGUAACCUCCAAGAGUGACAAUUUCAUCAAUUUUCCCAAUACUUAUUCAAUGAAGUUUUUGGGCAGAACAUUGAAUGUGAAUAGAAUUCGUGUAUAGUAAUUUAACGGUGAAUUUACAAAAGUAGUGAUCUAAACUCGAUAAAUAUGGCAUCGGCAAUUGAAAUAUUAUGGAAACAAGCAUUGAAAACAUUCGACGGACGAAGGAACGUUGGAUUUAAGCUUUGUCAAAAGAAUUUUGAUAAAUUGUGGAAUUUAAUGAAUAAAAUCACAGCCGAAGAUGUAAAUUUAAACAAGCAAAUUCUUGAUUUUAUACAAAUACAGGCAGCACCAAUGUGUGUUAUUGAUAUAUUUGAAAAUAAAGAUUUAACUAUUUCAAUUUUCAUACUGAAACAUGGAGUUACAAUGCCAAUGCAUGAUCACCCGGGAAUGCAUGGGUUUUUAAAGGUAAUUAGUGGUGCAGUUCAAGUGAACAGUUAUACUUUGAAGACAAAUGAUGAUCAUAUAAUCAAAUUAAAUAAAGAAAUAGCAGCAUUUAGACAUCGACCAAUAUCUUUACAUAGUAAUUCACCUGCUUGUGUCCUUACACCACAAGACAAAAAUUUACAUGAAAUUUCAUGCAUCGAAGGUCCUGCUGCAUUUUUAGAUAUUCUUAGUCCACCGUACGAUGAGGAUGAUUCUGGAAAUGGUCCAAGACCAUGUACAUUUUUCAAAACUAUUAGUUCCAAAUUAUCUACUGAUUUACCAGAUAUUAUUGAAGAAGUCAAAUUAUUAGCUUUUGAAGGCCCACCUAACUUUGAUUCUGAAAGUCUGAAAUACACAGGACCACCUUUAAUGUGACGUGAAACAUCAAAACAUGUCCUCUGUUCUAUUUGUUAAAAAUUUGUACAUUUCCCAACAAUGAUUUACAACUCAAGAACAAUUUGAUUGUAUUAAGAAUUGUUAUGAUUAUUUAACUUCUAACUGAAUGUAAAUUCUUAUUGUUUAUUUUGAAUAAGGAACUCAUUAUAAGUUAGAAGUAAAGCAUAAGUUUUAUAUGACAGAAGUUACUUUUUACUUUAUGAUGUUGUUUUCAAUUUUAUUUACUGAUAUUUUGAAAUGUACCAAAAUUGUUUCCUUUUUCUUAUAAAUCUCAUGCAUUUUGUUUUGCAUUUUUAUUUACCUAUUAAUUAUUAAAAAAGUUAUAACUAAGUAAUUAUAUUAAAUUUACUGAUUCCUUGGCACACAAAACUGAAAUGUAAACAAAAAUGUAUUAUAGUACAUACGAUUGAUGUGCAAAGCGCGGUAAAAAAAUAUACGCUAGUUAUAGAAAAAUGACAAAAAUUCUAUUUGUACAAAGGUAGAUGCGUUAAGUACAACAGAAUACAUUCUUUAUAUGAUGUAAAAA